AUGGAUAACAUUGACAGGACUGAGACUGAGAAUGAGGAGACAGGAAGAUGGAAAAAAAUUAAUUCAUGGAUUAAACGCAAAUUCAACUAUGAAUGCUAUAUGACUUUCCUUAAUGGCUGCUACAGCUGCAAGUGGGAAGCCCAGCAGAAGAAAGCUAGACGACCACUCUGCUGCUGCUCUUUGAGAGAGCGAUUAUUUUAUCCUUGGCUGGUUGUGUCAUUUUGCUUGUCUACACUUUUACUUUUCACAUGGAUAGAAACUUCAAAUGAAUACAAUGGCUUUGACUGGGUUGUUUUCCUAGGUACAGGAGUCUGGUUCUUUUGGUCCAUUGUCUUGCUGAGUUUCCUUGGGAUCCUGGCUGCCUACACAGCAUUGCUACUGGUACUUGGAUUUUUGUUGUGUUGGGAAAAAAAUCAACUAUACCUGCACUGGUAUCAUAAGAUCCUGAUUGUGAUAGUGAUUCUGUUUUGCUCAUUUUUUCUCUGGAUUUUAUUAACUUACUGGAAAGACAGGUGGUUCACCAUCGGGCUGUCACUGCAGGUCUUUGCUCCCUACAUACACCUGGGCAGCCUAUCUGUGAUGGUUUUGCUUUCGUGGCCUGUGGCCUUCUACUUGAUUCAUUUGGAAGGAGAAGCUAGAAUGAGAAGAUACCAGAUUACAAAUAUUGAAAGAGAAAGAAACAAGAGGUGUAACAUGCGCACAAAAUUGAGAGCUUUACAAGUGGCUAUUGGGUUGCCCUUUGUUCUUAUACUUUUGUGUCUCUAUGUGGUGCCAUUGGGGAUUUAUUCUCCCUGCGUUCAAGAGAAGGAUAAAUUAGGACCCAAGCCAUACUUCUUCGGACAUAGAGGUGCGGGCAUGCUGGGGCCUGAGAAUACCAUGAUGUCCUUUGAGAAAGCUGUUGAAUAUGGGGCCCAUGGACUGGAGAGUGAUGUACAAAUAAGCUUGGAUGAGGUGGCUUUUCUCAUGCAUGAUUAUGACUUGAGAAGAACAACCAAUAUCUUGGACGUCAUGCCAAAUGCCUCCCACACACACAGUAGCCUUUUUUAUUGGGAUUUCCUGUCAACUCUGAAUGCAGGCAAAUGGUUUUUUAAGAUCAAACCAUUUUUUCGUAUGAAACCCUUAUCAGAGGCUGAUAAGGAAAGAGCAAGAAAUCAGAAGAUUCCAAAACUAUCUGAGUUAUUGGAACUUGCACGGAGGGAAAAAAAGUUGGUUAUAUUUGAUCUUAAUUCUCCUCCACGAUCACAUCCUGCCAGAUCAUCGUAUAUCCGCCUUGUAGUAAGCGUGAUACUUGACUCUAACAUUGAGCAACAUCAGAUUUUUUGGUUACCAGGUUCUGAUAGGAGGUAUGUCAGGAGCAAAGCUCCUGGUUUUCAGCACAUUGGCCGGUUAUUCACCAUUGAAGAACUUAGAAAAGAAAAUAUCACUAGAAUAAAUGUUGACUAUAAGAGGUUGUUCCACAAUGGCUUGAAAGAAUAUAAAGCGGCUAACAUCAGCAUCAACUUAUACCUCGUCAAUGAACCUUGGCUCUUCUCACUGGCCUGGUGCUCCAAGAUUCAAUCAGUGACCACAGACAAUCUUCAGGUCCUGAGGGAGAUAAAUCACCCUUACUACUUCAUGACACCAAAAUUCUAUCUGUUCAUGUGGAUUUUCAUGGAUAUUCUUUCUGCAGCUUUCAUUAUUGCCAUAUUACAUUUUUAUUGGAGGAGAGAGAGCCAGAGUGAAAAAAUCCUCCACGGUAUCACCAGUUACACAGAAACUCCAAGUGUAAGCCUCAAUGAUGAAGUUUUGGAAGUUGUGGAAAUCCCUGGACUUUUAACCAAGAGCAAAAUGAAAUAUCCAGACUCUGAAGUCAUUAUACCAGAGGUUGUCAAGGAAACCACUGCACCAACCAUGCAUCCCACAGAUGACGAUGGACAACCAGUGCCCACUGGGCCAGCCUUUGAACCCAUCCAAGCACCCACUUCAGAGGCCAACAGAGAGGCCACCCUCCAAACUGUAUUGCCUACCUAGGAGGCAAACGAACCAACGGUUCCCUCUGUGGAGAAGCCUCCUCCUGAAACAUAACCUGAAAAGUCCCCACCAUUGACUACCCCCAGUAAUCCUCUUUUAUGAUGGUUUCCACCACAUCAAGCAUGUCCUUCUCCCCCUUUUGGGCUGUCU
Molecule: messenger RNA, 2160 nt
Organism: Cervus elaphus (red deer)
Lineage: Eukaryota; Metazoa; Chordata; Mammalia; Artiodactyla; Cervidae
Product: glycerophosphodiester phosphodiesterase domain-containing protein 4-like
Exons: 17
Coding region: 1-2010 (669 amino acids)
Biological process (GO): lipid metabolic process
Cellular component (GO): membrane
Molecular function (GO): glycerophosphodiester phosphodiesterase activity
Source: RefSeq, a predicted model, not a curated record